CCCUUUUUUGUGUCUCAAUCAACAUCCGCACUGUUUAGAGACAGUCUAGCUAGCUAAUAUAAAAGUGAAACUUGGGCUACCUUAGCCCCAACUAGUUCUGAGAGCUCUUCUGUUGUAGUGGAGGAUACAGUGUUCCCUCAAGACCACAACUGACCAGUGUCGAAUUGACGCAAACCAGAUCUACUAUAAAGAGAGGCCUACAAUUCCUGGACCUUAUAUAAAACCAUCCUUUAAUUUUUGAGACUCACUUCAGAUGUCGACCCAAAUGAAUGCUUCCCCUGACAAGGCUGCCCUGGCCACUGUACUCAACUAUCUCAGGAACAAGAAACUGAAGGGAACAGAAGAGGCCUUGAGAAAAGAACUCACUGUGCUUGGUCAAACCGAAUAUUCUGAUCUGCCUAUACCAGUGUCCACUCUUGGCUCCAGUGGUACAGAGCCUUCCAAGUAUGGAGAGUCUUACUCAGGUCUGUUGGAUUUCACCGAGAGAGCACUGGACCUCUACAAGAGUGAAUUGUCUCUUCUCCUGUAUCCCGUGUUCGUCCAUCUCUACAUUGACCUUGUGGUCAGUGGCCACGCCCACCCUGCUCAGCAGUUUUUCCAUCACUACUCUGAGAAGCAAGAGUCAUUUCACGAGGAGGAGCUCCUCCGUCUCAAGAGCAUCACCACCCCUCAACAGAUGGUAAAGCAUGAGCUGUUUGAGACCUUCAGGAAGAACAAGUUCACCAUUAGAAUGUCUAAUGACUCUUUCCAGUGUCUGGACAAACAUUUGCAGGUGAAUCGUAACAUGCUGAUCCUACGAGUGAUAAAUGAUUUGCUUGAAUUGGACGUAUUUGAUGGAACUCCGCGUUCAAAAAUUGACAUCAGGACGACGUCAGGAGCUAUCGAUGGCGAGGCUUCCACCAAAGCUAACAAAGUGAAGGUGAUGUAUGGCAUCCCACGAGAUCCCGAUAUGACAGCUGCUCUCGCACAGCUGGAGGAGGAGGAGAACGAGGGACACCCUGACGAUGAGAAACCAAAGAAAAAAAAGGCAAAGAAGGAUCCCAUCAACAAGAAGAGCAAGGUGACAGCCACUCCCAAUGCCCCACCCCUUACAAGAAUACCGCUCCCAAAGCUUCGUGAUUGUGAACAAGUAGCCAAAUUCUCGUCAUUAAAAGAGUCGGCCAAGUGUGUCCCUCUAAGCUCCGCCCACCUUCCGUCCGUGUGCUUCUACACUCUUAUCAACACUUUUGGGAGCCUGAAUGCAGUCAGUAUUGCUGACGAUGCAACUUUACUGGCCGGCUCAUUUAACGACUCCAUUGUCAGAGUUUGGACUUUGACCCCUAAGAAGCUGUGCUCUCUCAAACCACCCUCACACAUGCAACAAAUCAGUUUGGCAGCAGAGGAUGUCUUAGACAGAAUUAUGGAUUUGAGCUCUGGUUCAGACGUCCGCCAGUUAAUUGGACACAACGGGCCAGUAUUCUCGACCUCGUUCAAUCCCGAUAACUCGUUCCUGAUAUCAGGUUCCGAGGACGGCACUGUUCGACUGUGGAGUCUGCAGACAUUUUCCGCUCUGGUUUGUUUUAAAGGCCACAACUAUCCGGUGUGGAGUGUUCAGUUUAGUCCGACCGGCUUCUACUUCGUGAGUGGAUCACAUGAUCGUACGGCUCGGGUGUGGUCAACGGAGCAUAUCCAACCAAUCAGAAUACUCGCUGGACACCUUAGCGACGUUGACUGUUGCCAGUUCCAUCCCAACGGGAAUUAUAUAGCGACGGGGUCAUGUGAUCGCAGUGUGAGACUAUGGGAUAUCCUCUCUGGUCAGUGUGUUCGAAUCUUCACAGGUCAUAAGGGCUCUAUCCAAACGCUGGCUUUCUCCCCCGAUGGCAAGUACCUUGCAUCUGCAGGUGCGGACAAGCGUAUCUUGAUCUGGGACAUCGGCUCUGCCUCACAGCAGUGUGAGCUAAGGGGACACAAGGACACAGUGUAUCAGCUCGUGUUUAGUCGGGACGGAGCGCUACUGGCCUCAGGGGGAGGGGACAACACGGUGAAAUUAUGGGAUGUUGCAGCUUUCGUGGAUGACGAUAAAGCGAUGGAGCCCCUCAGAUGUUUGCUGGGCAGCUACCCCACCAAGUCCACCUCUGUGCACUGUCUACACUUCACCAGGAGGAACCUGCUAUUAGCAGCCGGACCAUUCAAUACUUAGUUAACAAAACACAAACAUUGCACUUAACACCGAAAAUAGUAUUAUUCAAAUUUCACUGUAAAAAUAACUAGAAUUAAUACGUAAUAAUUAAUUUUUUGUACACACAUUUUUGGCGUCAUAAAAUCAUGCAUGCACUGA
Halichondria panicea is the source of this 2317-nucleotide messenger RNA. Its product is annotated as transcription initiation factor TFIID subunit 5-like. The transcript has 21 exons. The record is from RefSeq and is a predicted model, not a curated record. Gene Ontology annotation, molecular function: DNA binding; DNA-binding transcription factor activity, RNA polymerase II-specific; protein binding. Gene Ontology annotation, cellular component: transcription factor TFIID complex. Gene Ontology annotation, biological process: regulation of DNA-templated transcription; transcription initiation at RNA polymerase II promoter. Bases 254 to 2179 code for a protein of 641 amino acids. Lineage: Eukaryota; Metazoa; Porifera; Demospongiae; Suberitida; Halichondriidae.